GCUGCCAACAUGAGUCCUUUUUGCUAAUAAAUGGCGGACCACAAAAUUUUGUAACAAAAGCGAGCCGAUAUUUCUGUGAAUAAAUCGUUACGAAAUAAAAUAUUACAAUGGAGUUGACUCGCACUACACUUGGAAUUGCAGUGGGCAUUGCCGGGACUCUGUUCCUGGGGUAUUGUGUAUACUUCGACCAACAACGUCGCAAGGACCCUCUUUUCAAAAAAAAGCUCAGAGAACGCAGACAGAAUGCCCGCAAAUGUGCGUCACGCUCUAACGCAAUGGGCGGGCCCCUGCCUGACAUGAGCGACCAUGAGGCUAUGCAGCGGUUCUUCCUGCAACAGAUCCAGUUGGGUGAGGAGCUCCUGGCAGCUGGAGACCUCGAGGCGGGAGUGGAGCACCUCGGCCAGGCUGUGGCAGUGUGCGGGCAGACACAGCAGCUGCUUAGUGUGCUCCAACAAACCAUGCCGGCUCCAAUCUUCCACCUGCUCCUAAAGAAGCUCCCCGAAGUCUCCGAGCGACUCCGGGCCUCCAUGAAGGCGAGCGGAGGCAAUUGUCUGCAAGAGGAGGAUGUUGAAUAAGCAGAGGCCUAGACGAUGUUGAUUUGCACUUGCGGAAUGUUCCAUACAAAGAAAAAUAGUAACACUUUCACCGCCACAGUGGGAUAUAGCCGACAAAGGUUACGGUAUAAAAUUAAUCUUACUACAUUAAAAGGUGUUACUAUGCUGUGUUAUCUAGUCGUGGCGGUCAAAAGGUUAAACUAAUUUACUUACUUUUUUCUUGCCGCUGGCCGGACUUUAAGUGACAUAAAGGUGUGUGCACGUCAAAAUGCAUACAUUGAUGUGACAGCUGCACACACAAUGACAUGUCACAAAUCAAAUGUGUUUUGAUUAUUUUAUUCACACCAGUUGUGAUGAAAUUGUGAUCUGACUAGGAAGGAGAAACAAGCGACAAAUGAUUAUGACGGUGAUGAUGAUGAUGAUGAAUUAAUACAAGAAUUGUAUCGUAAAUAUUGUAUAAAUCUGAAAUAACGAAUUUAUUUCAAUGUAUGUAGGUUCAUUUUACAAUAACAGUCUAAUAAUGUCGUCCAUAUGUGGCGAGUCAGGUAAUGCCAUCUUUUAACUCUUGGUUGGUCUUAACAAGGGUAAAGGAGAUAGCAUUAUGAUCUCAGUAGACGACUUACUUGUAAUUUCUUCCGCAAGUGCAAAUAAAGACUCGAAAACAUCAAAUGACUGAACAUUUUCUCAAACCCCUUCUCUUUUGAUUACGAACAGAGUUCUAUGGCAUAUUGAAUCCCAUACAACAUAGAACCAUGUCACUUUGAAACGGGUCUCUAUUGUUUCCCAAAUGGUUUUAAGUCCUAAUGUAUUGUUUGCCCGAAUUUUCGUUAGUGUUAAUUGGUUUUUCUCAGAAACGCGUAACUUUUCAGGAUUGCCAUAAAACAAACCUAACCUAACCUAUCUAUAGAAUAACCUUACGAAAAUCCUGAAAAGUUAACGGUUUCAGUUUUGUGACUAACGAUAAUAUGACAAACAAUACAUUAUGACUUAAAACUUUAUGGGAAACAAAGGGACCCCCUUCGAAACACGACAGCCUAAUCGUAUUAUUUGUUCCAUUAUGCAUUGGGCUAAUCUAUUUUAAUGUACAAUCGGAACUAUCAAAGAAGGUAGAGUAUUUUCAAAUACAUUACUUUAUGUAACAUUUCUUUAUAGUGAAUGUUAAAAGCAUUAAGUUGAACAAUAGCGUGUAGUCUUAAUUUUAGUGAUUAUUGAUACAAUACUUGUCUUUUGAUUUCUUAAUAAUUUAAUCAUGCUUUAUUCUUUAAUGUCAUGUCACUCACAGUUUUGAAUUUAUAAAUUAUUUGAGUUAAUUUAUUUUGAGCUGUAUUGCCGAAAAAUAUAAUUGUCGCGCAUUGCCGACUGGUGUUAACUCUUUAAUCGUCUUGUCGGCAUUUCUCACGCCUAUUACACGAUGGGUAAAAUGCACGUAAUGCCUGCCUAAAAGUAAGCGGACGACAUAGCCUAUGGACACUUGUAACGUCAGCGGUAUGCGCGUUAUCAUUUCCUACAUUAUUUAAACUGUUCAAAAGUUUAAGUGACAUGUUUAUUUCAAUUUAAAAUCUAUACGGUAUUGGCUGUGAUAGUCCACAAAUAUAAUAUCCGCCAUUUUUCAAUAUCGUGACAAGACAAAAGUUUUUAUUGUUUUAGGUUUUGUUCGCAACUGGUUAAGGAUGCCUGUGAGUUUUGAUUGAGAUUUUAUUGUGAAUAAAAGUAUUGUAAAAA
Messenger RNA from Cydia splendana, 2276 nucleotides. Its product is annotated as mitochondrial import receptor subunit TOM20 homolog. Gene Ontology annotation, biological process: protein targeting; protein import into mitochondrial matrix; tRNA import into mitochondrion. Lineage: Eukaryota; Metazoa; Arthropoda; Insecta; Lepidoptera; Tortricidae. Bases 108 to 575 code for a protein of 155 amino acids. The record is from RefSeq and is a predicted model, not a curated record. Gene Ontology annotation, cellular component: mitochondrial outer membrane; mitochondrial outer membrane translocase complex. The transcript is spliced from 4 exons. Gene Ontology annotation, molecular function: transmembrane protein transporter activity.